AGCGUAACCGGGUCGAUGACGAAGAAAUGUCUCUUGUCGACGCUCGGCCAGCGCUUGUUGCUGUGCGUGCGUUCACGGUCGUCCAGCAGCAGCGUAUAUAAGUUCACGGUUGUCGAAAGCUGGAGAUGCGUGUGCCUCGGGUUUGAUCGUUUGUGACAUCUAGUAUAGACGCGAACUAUAGGACAAGAUGGAAAUUUGUGCGGUCAAUGCCCUUGAUGAAGAACAUCUUACAAAAGCCUGGUCACUAGAAUAAAAUAAGACCUCCGCGUGUAUUGGGUUGUCAUGUUUCGAUGAUUAGAGCAGGCCAACGACGAGCUGCAACAACACAGAAUUAUAUAAAUCUAGCAGUCAUGGUUCUCUUUUCCUUGCUGUCCUUCUUCUCUUCCCUCAUUUCAUGUGGCGUUUCGGUCUGCUUUACACCCUUGCCGUGUCUUGCGAGCUCGGCUUGUUCAGCAGUGACUUGCUUGAUACAAGCAUUCGUGGUUUCAUCUCUGUCCUCUCCAAACUUGCAGACGGCGUCGUAAUUGCUCCAUAGCUCGUCUUCGCAUGCUUCGUCUUUGCCGCAUAAGCGCUCGGUUAGCUCUUGGAAGGCUUGAAGGGCUUGGUCAGAGACGAAGUUUUUGGGGUCGUUUUUGAAGGUUCUGUGGGUGGAUUUUGUUAGUUGUGAGGGCGCUUGGAGACAGGGCAGAGGAGGGGAUACGUACUCUUCGGGAUCUAGGAGGGCAGAAGCAGAGGUGCGAGUAGGUUGAGAGAGAACUGUGCUGGUCGACAGAGCCAGGAGGGCGAUUGGGAGAGAAGAGGAGAAUCUCAUGAUUGCUUGUGUGAUGAGAUGUAGGAAGGACGGAUAACUGGUAGAUUUCGCAGCAUCUUAUAUAUUGUGUGGUGUUCUAUAUACCUCGAAUCAAGUGCAUGAGCUA
Aureobasidium subglaciale EXF-2481 is the source of this 917-nucleotide messenger RNA. RefSeq lists its product as uncharacterized. The record is from RefSeq and is a predicted model, not a curated record. The transcript has 2 exons. Lineage: Eukaryota; Fungi; Ascomycota; Dothideomycetes; Dothideales; Saccotheciaceae. Bases 291 to 524 code for a protein of 77 amino acids.